CUAAUCACGUGACUUUAGUGUGUUCAAAAUGGCGUCUGUCACAACGCGUAAAGUUUCAAGUGUAUUUAGAAAAGGCCUUUUUAAUGACAAAGUUGCAAUUGUCACUGGUGGAGCGACCGGUAUCGGAAAGGCUAUAACACAGGAACUUCUUUUUUUAGGUUGUAAUGUCAUGAUUGCUUCAAGAAAUAUAGAGAAAUUAAAACUGGCAGUUGAUGAAAUAAAGAGUUCACCAUCUGCCUAUGGUGUUAUUGAUUGUAUUCAGUGUAACAUUCGUAAAGAAGACCAAGUUAAAAAUUUAAUAUCCAAAACAAUAGAGAAAUAUGGUAAGCUGAAUUUCUUGGUUAAUAAUGGUGGUGGUCAGUUUCCUAGUCCGGCAGCAAAUAUCAGUUUGAAAGGUUGGAAUGCUGUUAUUGAAACAAAUUUAACAGGAACAUUUUUAUGUUGUAGAGAAGCUUACCAACAAUGGAUGAGAGACAAUGGUGGUGUCAUUGUAAAUAUUGUUGCUGACAUGUGGAAAGGAUUGCCUUUGAUGAGUCAUACAGGUGCAGCAAGGGCAGCAGUAGAUAAUCUAACUAAAAGUUUAGCCAUAGAAUGGGCUGAAGCAGGCAUCCGUAUCAACUCUGUUGCUCCUGGUAGUUCUAUAUACUCUGAAACAGCAGCAGCUAAUUAUGGUGAUAGUAAAAUAUUUGAACACAGAAUACCAUUAGUUCCAGCUAAACGUCUUGGAACUACAGAAGAAAUAUCAGCUUCAGUGUGUUUUUUAUUGUCACCGGCUGCUAGUUUUAUAUCAGGAGAAACAGUUAAAGUAGAUGCAGGUGCUAGUCUUUAUUCUACAAUGUGGAAUAUACCAGAUCACAAUAAAUCCAAACCUUACAAAUGGUCUACAGAUGAAGAAACAGAUCAGCCAAAUCUUAAACCAAAUUCAAAAUUGUAAUAAUAAAGCAUUUAGUCAUGAUCUCUCAACUACUGUUAUACUGAUCUUUUUUUAUGGAUUUGAUAGCAGCACCUGAUAAUUAAUGAUAUAGGCAUCAAUUAUUUUUUUUAAACAAUUAAUAUUUAUUGUACAUAAUAAAUCUAAUUCUUACAAAUGGUAUACAGAUGAAGAAACAGAUUAAACCAAAUUCAAAAUUACAAUAUGGCAUUUAAUAAUGGCUUAUCGGUAACUUUUUUACAUUUUAUAAAAAUUUGUUUAUAUGAAGUUGACAUAAGCACCUCUUGUAAUACUGAUAUACAUAUUCUUUAUAAAGAUUAUUGUCAUCAGUAUAUUUAAAAGACAUAGUUGUGUUGUAUUGUGUAGAGGUGUAUAAUAAUACAACAUAAACUUAACCCUUUUCCUUCUGGUGGGGGUUGGAGAUAUGAACACCA
This is a messenger RNA of Patella vulgata (common limpet), 1365 nucleotides long. Its product is annotated as peroxisomal trans-2-enoyl-CoA reductase. The record is from RefSeq and is a predicted model, not a curated record. The transcript has 8 exons. Gene Ontology annotation, cellular component: peroxisome. Lineage: Eukaryota; Metazoa; Mollusca; Gastropoda; Patellidae. Gene Ontology annotation, biological process: phytol metabolic process. Bases 29 to 934 code for a protein of 301 amino acids. Gene Ontology annotation, molecular function: trans-2-enoyl-CoA reductase (NADPH) activity.